AUGGGUUCCCGUGGGGAGAAAGUGGGAUACUUGGCUGCCAAGUUGUAUGACAACUUGGUGGAGGGCGACCAGAACCGCAUCGCUUUGUCCGGAAUGCUGUCGCCCACGAAUUCCUUGCGGCAUAAAUCGACUCGUGCCUGCUUCAGUUGGGUGCAAAGGGACAUUUCGGGGGAACGCCUGUUUACACAGGCCAUGGUUCGUGACGCCAUCGCAAAGAUGGCACUCGACAAAACGCUUUUCCUGAUAGUUCCGACGACGCCGGGAUUCAGUGAGAAGGCAUGGCUCGAUGACCAAGCAAAGGCCAUUCAUGCUUUAUUGAAGAAGGUUGCUGAAGCCCUCGACGACCACCUGAAGUCACUGCCCAGCUCCAGCCAGCACCGACUGGUUGAAGAUGAGAUCGUCUUCGAAGAUU
Molecule: messenger RNA, 412 nt
Organism: Symbiodinium sp. CCMP2456
Lineage: Eukaryota; Dinophyceae; Suessiales; Symbiodiniaceae
Source: the annotation of a GenBank genome assembly